UUUGGGUCCGCCUUCCGCCCUCUGACCCUCUCCGCCGCCGCGGCGGCGGCGGCGGCGGUGGCGGCGACGAGGAUGGAGCCGGUGCCGCCGCAGUCUGGGACUCGGCCAGGCGCUGCCGCGGUCGGCGACUCGGUGGUGGAGCCCGUGACGCCGCCGCUCAGGCGGGGAGACAAGGUCCGCAUCCGAGACCUCGCCUCCCGCCCCGAGCUGAACGGGGUCGUCGCGACGCUCGGCCACCGGGACGGUGCUGAGCGAUGGCGAGUGAAGACGCCGGACAAGCAGGUGUUCGCCAUUUUGCGCUCCAACCUCGACCCGCUGCCGCUGCCGAAGAAGCGGGACCGAGAGCCGCCUCCACCCGCGAGGCUCUCGCUGUGCGGCUAUCAGCCGAGCGAGCGCGCGCGCGCACCGCUCCGGCGGAAGACUUCGCUGGCCGACUUCGUGCCUGCAGGGCGUGGGCCACCAGACGCGGCGGCGUCAGGGGGGCGGGGCGAGGAGCCGUGCCUCGCGGGCGCCGGCGGGCCGGCGGGCGGCGCCGGCGGCGCGAGAGGGCGGGAGGCAGGCGGCGUGGCCCUCACCCCACAUACACACGCUCACAACACCGCGAGGGCGCCCUUCCCACACCCUCCCGGCACCCUCCCGGCACCCUCCCGGCACCCUCCCCGACCCUCCCCCUCCCGACGCGCACCCCUCCACGCCGCCGCCGCUCCUCUCCACGGCCGUCCCCGGCCCGACCGCAUGGCGCCCCCCAAAAUCCGAGCCGUGGACCCGCCCGCCGCGCAGGAGCGGCGACCGUCCUCGCCACGCCGGAGCGAGCCGCCCGCGCCGCCGCCGCCGUGGCGGCCGCAGAGGCCGAGGUUGCAGAGGCGGAGCGGCGCGUGGGCGUCGCCCGGUCGCGAAUGGGGGCGGUGGCGUGGGCGGCGUCGGAGGGCGCGAGGGCGGCGGAAACGAGGGCGAAGGACGAUGCGGAGGCGGACCUGGAGGCGGCGGAGGAGCGCCGGGACUUCUUCACCGAUCAGCUCCGGCUCUGCGGCGGCGCGCCGCCGCCGUCGGAUGGGCCGAGAGGACGUUCCACGACGAGCAGCGCCACGUCCUCACACGCGAGCUGCGCGGCUGCUGCUCCGCCGCGCACGCGCUGGUGCUGGCCCGCGCGCGGGGCGCGCCGCUGCCGUCCGUCGAAGAGGCCGAGGCCCGCCUCUCCGCGGAGAGCACUCUCGACGACGCCGCCCGCUGGAUGGCGGCCGGCGGCGCCUCGCUGCUGUGCUCCGAGGAGGGAGUUAGGAUGUUGCGCAGCUCGCUCCUCGACUCCCUUCCCCCCGUCGUCGAUGAGCCGCCUGCGGGGCGGUGGCUCUGCGACGUGUUGGAGCGGAGAUUGCGCUACAAGUCCGACUACUACAACACGCUGAUCUCGGUGUCCAACGCCUCGCGCAGCGCGCAGCCGACGGGCGUCGUCGGCGCUGCCCGCAUCUCCUUCUCCUCUCUCACGGCACUCGGCUACCACGUCGCGCCUCAGUGCGUCGCGUCGCACCACGCCGCGCGCGUCGCCAUCCUCUCGCCGGGCCGCACGGGCACAAUCUCCGUGCUCUCUGCGCUCUAUGGGCGAGAUGAGUGGGUCGUCGCGCCAUUCGACGCGCCGGAGCGGAUGCACGGGUCGGAAGUGCCCGCGGACUGGUCCGCCGUCGUGUUGCUCACGCCGCCGCUGCAGCGCGCUCGCAGCGCCCUGACCAAAUUGUGGUCGGUGAGGGCGAAGCCGAGUUGGGCGUGGAUGGUCGAGGCGCUCGGCGGCGCGGCCUCCUUUGUCUCGCCUGCUGCACUGCUCGACGCGCUGGUGCGACACAGGGUUGAGGCAGGCACGUGGGCGUUGCUGCGGCCGCAGCAGCAUUACCUGGACGCAGCGCGCCGGCACGCGCGGUGCGUGCGCACCGUGGUGCUGCGCCGCGAGCACGGCGCCGACUUUGGCGGCGACCUCCAGCAGGCGCUCCUCCAGCUUGGCGUCGAGGGGCUCGAGCAUGGCACCUUUGCCCGGAAGCACGCGAGUGAGCAGAGCGCAAAGAGCGAUGUGAGCGAUAUCCGUGACGCUGACUUCGAUCAGUUCCUGGCGGAGUACUGGCCUGAAGACGAAGACUUGUGUGUGUGAUUUGAGUGUGAGUAUGGAGGCAUGUGUACAGGCAAAAGUGUGUCUCCUUGGUGAACAAAGGAUAGCCAAGCCCCAAGCGGCCCGGUGAGAGAGUGAGAGCGGAGUGAGUCCUGCAACAGGGCGUGUGGAAGAGGAGUCGACAGUGCGAGGUCGUGAGCCGACAAUACGAGGUCGUGAGACGCAAAUCAUGCAGCGUCUACAGCCACUGAGAGGUCCCCUUGACACACGCCGAGCGACUCGCCCAAGACUCUCGCAGCCGUCGAGCACUGGCGUGUAAGCCACGGCCAGUGCUCAACGUGGACCUACCAGCGAGG
Emiliania huxleyi CCMP1516 is the source of this 2448-nucleotide messenger RNA. RefSeq lists its product as hypothetical. Bases 73 to 1278 code for a protein of 401 amino acids. The record is from RefSeq and is a predicted model, not a curated record. The transcript is spliced from 3 exons. Lineage: Eukaryota; Haptophyta; Isochrysidales; Noelaerhabdaceae.